This is a messenger RNA of Mugil cephalus (flathead mullet), 3741 nucleotides long. Its product is annotated as glucocorticoid modulatory element-binding protein 1-like. The transcript is spliced from 9 exons. The record is from RefSeq and is a predicted model, not a curated record. The coding region runs from base 963 to 2594 and encodes 543 amino acids. Gene Ontology annotation, molecular function: RNA polymerase II cis-regulatory region sequence-specific DNA binding; DNA-binding transcription activator activity, RNA polymerase II-specific. Gene Ontology annotation, biological process: positive regulation of transcription by RNA polymerase II. Lineage: Eukaryota; Metazoa; Chordata; Actinopteri; Mugiliformes; Mugilidae. Gene Ontology annotation, cellular component: nucleus.
UGUCUUCCGCGGGUCAGCUGGGUAAGUGCGUGUGUGUGUUUUAGAGUUUUAGUUUUUUUGUGAACCCUUUCCUGGGACAGGAGCGCGCUUGGCCGGUGUGUGUGUGUGGGUGCGCGCUGCCGCACCGACAGACGUCAGCUCCAGUGGGUGAAGGAGGGUGAGGAGGACACGCAACUGUCCGUGCAGGAGUUUUUCGGCGAUCCAGCAAAAAAAGGGCUUCUUGAUAUAAUGUGGAAUAUGUUUAUGUAGUGCGCUGCUUUGCUUCUCUGCGAGGGGAUGAUCCUAAAAGAGAGUUUGUAAAUUAACUUCUUCUCCGUUUCUUUCUGUUUUAUCUGUGUUGUUGUAGGCGGCUUCAUCUUCUGCUUGUGAAAAGAUUAUUAUGGACAGAACCAAUGUUUUAACUUUGUAUAUAUUCUUAAUCUGAGUGGAUUUUAUUUACUUUGUUGUUAUAUGUACAGUCCAGUGGUGAGUUUAUUCACAUGUUACCCGUCUGCUAAAUCUGCUGUAUAUUUGCCAACAUCUAUAACACAUUUCCCUACAUCAUAAUGUAGCUGUAACCCUUUCAUGAAUUGUAGCAUACACCUCAUUUAUAUUCUACAUGACGGCAGGCACGAGAGUUAGCGGUCCUCUAAGACUGAUAUCAUCUGCAAUGUGCUUAAUACGAAUUUGGUUACAGUAUUAUAUUUGCAUUUAAUCCACUUUUCUUUUAUUGAUGGGAAACGCGGUGCCAUUAAUGCAUAGUUGAUUUUUACAUAACAUUUCUGAUAUGAUCUGAUAUGAAAAUAUUCCUGUACCUAUUAUAUUUCUUCACCUUUACAGUUAUAGCUUCUCAGCCCAGGUUUUCAUUUGAAAUUGUAAAUGUCUCUCCCCAUCAUCCAGGACACUCAUGUACUCUGAGGAUUAUGUCGCUUUAAGCCCAGUAUCUAUGAUAUUUGCAUGCCAGGAAAGACAGUUGGGGGAGGAUGUCGCUGACUUGUGUGUGUGCAUUAAAUUGCGUGAUUGCAUGCUUGUGUGCGAUUUGGAUGUCAACACGCGUGCUCUACCCUCUGUGUGCGCAGCUCUGCGGGGAGGGGGUGAUGGCGGGGGCUGAGGUCACCGUGUCUUCAGGGGAACCGGUGAUGCCGGUGAAAGAAGAGGAGAGCGCCAAUCAUAAGGCCCAAGUCAUCCUGCACCUGCAGCCCAUCCUGCACGGGGAAAGUGAUGACAUUGCAGACACUGGCACUACAGUGUUGGCCAUUGAGACGCAUCAUGAUGAAAGUAAAGCCGAGGGAGAGGAAAUUGAAUACGGCUACCCCAUCACCUGUGGAGACAGCAGGGCGGUGCUGCUGUUUAAGAAGUUUGUUUGCCCAGGAAUCAACGUCAGAUGUGUCAAGUUCAAUGACCAACUCAUCAGUCCUAAGCAGUUCGUUCACCUGGCAGGAAAAGCUACUUUGAAGGACUGGAAGAGAGCCAUCAGACUGGGAGGGGUUAUGCUCAGGAAAAUGAUGGACUCGGGCCAGAUAGACUUCUACCAGCACGACACUGUAUGCAGCAACACCUGCCGCAGCACCAAAUUUGAUGUGCUGAUCAACAGCACGCGGCUUCCUUCAGGGACCUCUGUGCAACCAAGCCUGUCGAGCCUGGCUAUUGACCCUGCUGGAGGACAGGUGCCUCCCUUGGCAGCAGAUGCGCAUAAUGCGGCGGAGGUGGGGGAGCCUUUGGAUGGGGACAAGUUAAGCGCGGAGUGGGGCGCCGAUCCCCCUCGGCUCGCGAACCCCGCGACAGCCAAUGGGCACUCUGCCAAGAGGAAGAGGCCUGACGCUCCCGAUGGAGUACUGAAGCUAUGGAGGGGUGUGGCAGACUCUGGGAUGAUGGGCGAGGUCCUGUCCACUCUGCACACGGAACUGAUCACCACUUUCAGGGGGGUGGAGCUUCGCUGUGAGAAGGCCAACCUGCAGGAGACGGAUGCCAUCAUACUGAAUUCCUUGUGUGACAUGUUUGGACUUUUGGACCCAGUGAAGCAAGCUCUGGACCUGAGGCGCAGCCAGAACGAAGGGAACAAAGUCAAUAACGGCGCUGAUGUGUUGGAUGAGAUUGUGGAGAACCAGAAGAAGCAAAGUUGCAAUAAAAGCGCACCUUGCAGAAACUCAUCCUCUAAACACCUCCGACCUCAUGGCCAGUCAAACAGCCGCGGCUCGCCGUCCCCCAUCCAAACGAGCUCGUUGAUCCAGCCGCUAUCUGCUGCCGGCUUAUCUGCCGCGUCCUACGCUCAGCUCGCAAUAAACCCUCAUCUCUUCACCCAUUUCUCUAAUAUCGCCGGCCGGCGCCACCGCGCCGGAGCUGACAGGACAGACAGAUAUUGCCACGGCGUCGCGCCGGAGAGGGAGCGGGAAAUCAAUGAGGCGGGGAACCGGGAUGAGGCUUGCCGGCUGGGACGGGAGGGCAGCGAAGAAGAGGACACCUCAGGGAUCCGCGAGGAAUCCGCACAAAGGACCGGAGAGUUUCGGGACGGCUCUCUCGUCAGAAGUGAGGAGCUAGAGGAGACAGAAAGACUGCGUGACAUUGAACAAAUGAUUAUAGGGAGAAAAGCAUCAAAGAAGCAUAAAAGUAAGUGAGCCAGAGGGAUUCUGCGGGACGAAUCGCGGGCAAUUGUGCCCGAGAGUAAAAGAAGACACAGUGGUGGGAAACGGUUAAAAAGCUGAAUUACUUUGUCAAACUUUCUCUUGUAUGUUCAAAUAUAUACAGGAGGUGGUUUUGCUGUGGUCCCUGCAGUGGUUUUACAAGCACAUUAUCAAACACAUCUUAAAGUAAAGGUGGGAACACACCCAUUAAGGGACAUAUUGAGGGACACACUGGUGAGGAGACUGUUCAGACCACAUUUUAAGGGACUGGGGCGCUUAGGAACAGACUCUUUAUGUGGGUGAGCACACGGUGUUUCCCAGACAUGUUGACCGACUGCUCACCCGACAUUCCCCCCAUAAACAGAGUCGUGUCUCAUUCAUUCAAAGAAUACAUGAAUAUAUUAUAAAAUACAUAAUGCUUUGCAGUACGGUGGCAUUAUUCUGUGGCUCAUCUCAUUUACUGAGAUUUCACUGAGCAAAAAAAACUUUUCACUGAGACAAUAAUCCGUGGUUAUGUUGAAGACAAUCGUUAGCUGCAGCCCAAAAACCCAAAGUUAUUUCUCGUUUUUUUUUUUGGAUAUGUUACGACCAGACAGCAGGCAAAUGUGAAGUAACUCAAAAUGUUUCCAAAUUACUAAAGACUGGAUUCAAACGUCUGUAAAUAUGACAUCUGAUUCUUUGCCCCUCGCCAAAAAGGUGGCCGGUAGCUUUUUCUUAAACUCAACGCUUUUUCUUAAUAUUUGUCAUUGAAUAUACUUGUUGUUUGAGUUGAACGUGUGUUUUGAAUUUUACAUAAUCUGGAUUUUGUAAACUGCAUCUCGCUCAGGCUUGUGUUUAGUCCCCGAGGGUCUAAUGAUGCCUCAGACCAGAUCUAUGCACCAGACUCACAGCCUGAAGGAGACAUUAUUUUUCAUUUCUGUCCGUGCAGACUAUUUAAACUCUUUAAUAUGCACAGUUGAUUUUUUACGGAACACGGUCCUCUUUCAUGUGCUGCAAAUGCAGAACCCAUUAAUUUCCUUACCCUCUCUUUGUUAUAGGAACAGGAGAAAGUGUGAUUAAGAAGUGGCACUAAAGGUCCGCGAUGUCCUCGCGAGAUAAUGAACACGUUUCAAAUAAAUUCAAAUUUAAACUUUCCGCUUAA